GCUGAGAACUCACAGGAGCAAGAGAGAAAGGGAGGCAGAAGCUGGCUCUGUCCCGAAGUCGGGGCCAGAGGCAGCGGAGCGGGGAGCCUGUGUCGAAAGGAGAAGGCGUGGAUCUCGGUGACACCCCCGGAAGGGGCCUCGGAGCCCGGGAAGGCCUGAACUAGCAACCAGCAGCGCCAUCACUGGGCCUCUGGGAGCCCCGGUGUCCCCUCCUGAGGCUGGGUCAAGGGGAGGGGUCAGCACUGACGUGGUUCUAAUCCUUCCUGCAGCCCUCGUGCCGGCCAGCAGCUUCUCACCGCCUGCCCUUCCCCGCCAGGAGGGGGCUCUGUCCUGCACCCCCGCUGGUCUCUGAUCUGCCUGCGCCUCCAGCACGGAUCGUCUUGGCAGAGCUGCCCCCAAAGAUUCCUGCGAAUGCUUGUCUGUUCCUGCCUAUUGCAAAGCAUGGUGCCCACAGCCCUCCGGGAAGCGUCUUAAACCCCCUCCACAGCUGCUCCGGUGGGCACUGUGCAGAUCACCCUCCCCCGCUCUGGACUCAGGAGCGGUGCCCAUCCUGGCAAUGCCCUUGGGAGCCUUGGCCCCAGCUGGAUGAGACCUUUCCAGAGCAGGACCCGACAUUCCCACCCACCAAGACUCUAACAGUGCCCUCCGCCACCUCCCACGUCUGGCUGUCUGGGCAGAUUCUAGAAUGUCUGUGCCCCAGAUCCGCGUCGAGGAAGCGGCCGGUGGGGAAGAAGGGCUGGCAGGAGCAGCCCUGCCUUCCGAUGACCACCUCCGGAGCCUGAAGGCCCUCACGGAGAAACUGAGGCUGGAGACCCGCAGGCCCUCCUACCUGGAAUGGCAGGCCAGGCUGGAGGAGCAGACCUGGCCCUUCCCGAGGCUGGCAGCUGAGCAGCAGAGCUGUGCGGAGGAGGGGCUCCCCCUCGCCCCUAGAGUGCCCAGGCGGCAGCCCCCAGCUCAUGGGUCGGCCAGCCAGGAAGACGGGGCCCGGUCCACUGGCAAGCUGGAGGGCUUUGAGAGCAUCGACGAAGCUAUAGCCUGGCUCAGGAAGGAACUGAUGGAGAUGCGGCUCCAGGACCAGCAGCUGGCCCGGCAGCUCAUGCGCCUGCGCAGUGACAUCCACAAGCUGAAGAUCGAGCAGACCUGCGACCUCCACCGGCGGAUGCUCAACGACGCCACCUACGAGCUGGAGGAGCGGGAUGAGCUGUCCGAUCUCUUCUGCGACGCCCCGCUCGCCUCCUCCUUCAGUCUCUCUGCGCCGCUCAAGCUCAUUGGGGUCACCAAGAUGAAUAUCAACUCCCGCAGGUUUUCUCUGUGCUGAAAAGCCCUAGACGGGGCGGUGGAGCCAGAACGAGGGUUUGGGAGGUGGGCAGGGGGCGUAGGAAGGGAGCUGAGGCCCAGCUACCCGAGUGGGUCUCCCCGGAGGCAGGACAUCGCUGGAACCUGCGGCAGGUGCUCACAGGCCCUAGCUGUGGAGCCCAGUGUCCCCAUGCCUGGCCCUGGUUUAAUACCCAGAGUCCUGCAGAAGGGCUGCUUCAUCUGAAGUUCAGUGAGACCUGGGUCCCCAGCACACGUCUCAUCCUUCUCUCAGUGACCCACAUUCCUGCUUCCCGAAAUCACUGGUGCUAUGACCUGGGAACCCAAAGGGAGCCCCAAAGCCCUGAUUCUUGCAGAAGGCUUCCCCAAGGGCACCAAACCCCAGGGCGAGGUGAUUAGAUAUGUCCGCCGUGCCCAUGGCACGUUCGCUGUCCUCUAAGUACUGGCUUACGCCCACCCUAAGUGGGUGACUCAGUAACCUCGAUAGGGACCCACCAGCAAAGGAAAACCAAAAGGAAUAACACAUGGAGCUUGGGGAAGCAGGCCCCACAGCCGCAGCCAGUGCUCUGGGUGAGGUCUUCAACCUGGGCCCCACAGGUGCCAGCUAAAUUGUUUGCGGUGUGUGCCGUCCCACCAGUGUCGCUGGGGUGGAGCAGGCACAGACGCCCUGUGCUGCCCACCCUGGCCACAUACACCAGUCCCAACCUCCAAAGAGCCCCUUUGCUGCCACCCCACAGCCCCGGGGGGGUGCCUAGGGGUGGAUUUCACCAGAGGGGCCAAAAGAGGCCUCCUGGUGGAUUCCGAUGGUGUCACCGCUUUCACCUUCGUGCCCUCCCCAGAAGCUCGCCCUGAGCCUCCUCUGAGAUUCUGUGCCUGACUUAAACAACUAAUUUUAAUUGAAUCAGACUGUUCCUAACUUGCGGCUAACUUGUCAAUAACUGUUUGAAUUUUGUCCAAAUGGCAAAGCCAGUGGGUAGGUCAAGUACCAAGGUUCAGGGUUUGAUUUUAAAAGGUUCUCCCUAAAGACAAGUGGGAGGAUCGGCAAAGUGAGGACUGAGACCUCAGCAGGUUAGGACGUUAACCCAGUAGAACGCCCCGUGCUGGGGACUGACCUCUGACCCAUCUAGCCAAGCCCUCUGGUUCAUAAAGCAGUGAGUGAGGCCAGAGGAGGAGAGUGGUCUCCCUCAGGCUCCACAGCUCUUUAGUGGCUGUAGAAUAUUGAUGUGUUAAUAAUAAUCAUUACUAAUAAUGCCUACACAGAUCAUGUAUCAAUGAACUUGAACUCCAAAGAUGGUACUAACGCUUUGUCAAACCCACGAACUGCCAAUCCCUCCACUCUCCACCUCACUCAGCCGCAUCAUCUCCCCAGUUACGAUUCCUACUGCUGUCACGCUUCCAUCACUGAAGUGAGGUGUCCUGUUGCUCUUUUAUGCUUCAUCUUCCUGUAGAAUUUCACGAGGGCCCACACACACACACACACACACACACACACACACACA
Messenger RNA from Hippopotamus amphibius kiboko, 2813 nucleotides. RefSeq names its product family with sequence similarity 167 member A (gene FAM167A). The transcript has 3 exons. NCBI's taxonomy places the organism in Eukaryota, Metazoa, Chordata, Mammalia, Artiodactyla, Hippopotamidae. The record is from RefSeq and is a predicted model, not a curated record. Bases 686 to 1318 code for a protein of 210 amino acids.